CAAACAGCAGCGUCUCUCUCUCUCUCUCUCCCCCUCCCCCGCAUUCACACUGUUCACCAUCGCUCGCUCGCUCGCUCUUCCCUCUCCUCGAUCGAGCUGCGAACUGCGGAAGUGGGGAGUCGGAAUGGAGAGAAUACACGUGAGCGUCAGGGCGAGGCCGCUCUCGCCGGACGACGCCGGGACCAGCCCCUGGCGGAUCUCCGGCAACUCCAUCCUCAUGGCCAAUCUCCCUUCCAAAUUCGAGUUCGAUCAAAUAUUUGGAGAAGACUGUAAGACACGGGAGGUCUAUGAAUCCCGCACCAAAGAUAUUGUCGCCGCUGCUGUUCGUGGAUUCAAUGGAACUGUUUUUGCUUAUGGCCAAACUAACAGCGGGAAGACACAUACCAUGCGUGGGUCAGUGAGAGAGCCGGGAGUUAUCCCUCUUUCAGUUUAUGAUUUGUUCGAUUCCAUUAACAAGGAUGUGGGUCGUGAAUUUUUGUUGCGAAUGUCUUAUAUGGAGAUAUAUAAUGAAGAAAUAAAUGACCUCUUGGCUCCUGAGCAUCGGAAAUUGCAAAUUCACGAAAACUUGGAGCGGGGAAUAUAUGUUGCUGGUCUACGUGAAGAAAUUGUUGCAUCUCCUGACCAAGUUCUUGAUCUUAUGGAAUUUGGAGAAGCUCAUCGGCAUAUUGGAGAGACAAAUAUGAACGUGUACAGCAGCAGGUCUCACACCAUAUUUCGCAUGAUUAUUGAGAGUCGGGAUAAAACUGAAGAUGGUGUUGGUGGCAGUUCUUGUGAUGCUGUCCGUGUAUCUGUUCUGAACUUAGUUGACCUUGCUGGUUCGGAACGUGCUGCAAAAACCGGGGCAGAGGGUGUCCGUCUUAAAGAGGGGUCUCACAUCAAUAAAAGUCUGAUGACUUUGGGAACUGUGAUUAAAAAGCUGAGUGAAGGUGCUGAAAGUCAGGGGGGGCAUGUCCCAUAUCGCGACAGCAAACUUACACGCAUUUUGCAACCUGCUCUUGGUGGAAAUUCAAACACAGCUAUAAUUUGCAAUAUCACGCUGGCACAGAUUCAUGCGGAUGAAACAAAAAGCAGUCUCCAGUUUGCAAGUAGAGCGCUUCGUAUUACGAACUGUGCCCAUGUGAAUGAGAUUUUGACAGAUGCCGCUCUUCUAAAGCGGCAGAAGAAGGAAAUUGAGGAGCUUCGAGCCAAAUUGCAGGGUUCACAUUCUGAACAUUUAGAAGAGGAGAUCUUAAACUUGCGGAAUACAUUACUGCAGACUGAACUGGAGAGGGAGCGAAUCGCUCUGGAGUUGGAGGAGGAAAAGAAAGCCCAAGCUGAACGUGAGAAAAGGUUACAAGAGCAAGCUAAAAAAAUUGAAAACUUGAGCUCAAUUGUGCUGUACUCAAACAGGGAAGAGAUUCGAGAUAAUUUUAAAAAGGGUAGGAGGCGGGAUACAUGGUGCCCCAGUAAAGUUUUGCGCGAGCCGCUUAUGGAGGCUUACUCCGUGCCUGACUUGAAGGAUUCUACUCUCGAACCUCGACGAGCUAAACGGGAUGUUGGUCCACUUCUUCCUUUUGAUAAGUUACUUGAGGACACCGAAACUAACACAAACGUUUUUAGUGAUCGAAAGAGAGUGGAAGACCCUAAUCUUCCUCAUCCACGAGCUCUGCAGCACGUGACUAAUAGGAGGAAAGCAACAGUGAAAAAUAAAAGUGCACCUGUGGUCAUCAAUGAGUCUACUGAUAUCCAUGCAGAGUAUGAGAAUCUGUUGAUGGAAUCUGAAGCUCAGAGAAUCGCCAAUGCUAUACAAGUGGAUUGCUUAACGAGAAUGCUAACUGAAGCCAAAUUUUUUUCUUACGUAAAACAAGAAAAUAAUGUUACAUGUCCUGGAGAGCCAGAGGCUCAUCUUGUGAUAGAGCAACUCCAAGAUCAGAUCAAGGUUUUGGAGAUCGAGAAAACUUUGAGCCAACAGAAUUUGGAUAAAUAUGUUGAGAUGGCAGCAGAAAACAAAUUAUCUGUUGAGAAGAAGUUAGAGGAGGGCAACUUUGACUCUUUGGUCGAGCUUUCCAUGGAAGUUCAAGAUAUAAUGAUUGAAGUCCAAAAUUUGCAAAAUUAUGUAGAUGGCGCUUUUUCACUUAUGGAUGAGGUUUUCCAGAGUUUUUCUAGUGUGUCAAGCACCCUUCUUGAUAUUAAGACCCUUUCAAGUCAGACAUCUCAGCAACAGAAAUUAGUUACCAUUCACCAUGGGAGGUUGCAUGAUUACAUCAAGGAGAAAGUUUAUAAACUUGAGAGUGAGAAGAUUCUUUCUCAAGAUUUCUCUGAUGGUCUCCAGAGGCAAAUACAAGAAAUGAAAACUGAUGCUGAAAGUUCUGAAAGGGCCUUGGCGGAACUCAGGGAGCAAACUGAGUCGGAAAAGAUAGAACUUUUAUCCCAAAUACAGAAUCUUCAAAAGGAAAUCUUGUGCUUAUCCUCAUCCACCUUGGCAAAAGAAAGGGAGAAUAUGAGGAAAGAUCUGGAUAAAACAAAGUUGAAGUUGAAAGAGGCUGAAUUCAAGCUGAGGAAUGUUGUCCAAGAAAAGACUAAGCUUGAGGGUGAAAAAGCAUCUGCUGAGAGGGAGAUAAAAUUAUUGCAUGGUCAGAAGGCUCUUUUAGAAAGGGAUAUCAAUAAACGGGAGUCACUUGCUGGGAGACGGCGUGAUUCAGUUGCAAUUGAUUCGAAAAGGUCUAAGGGCCACGUUCAUAUUGACCAGACAAUGCAGGAAGAGUACAGAAGGUUGGAAGUUCUUGCAUUUGAGAUGGAAGCGACUAUUGCCUCCUUAGAAGAGGAAUUAGCAGCUGCAUGUAAGGAAAAGGAUGAAGUUAUGUCUAAAUGUGAGAGUUUGGCCUUGGAAUUGGAAGUUCAAUCUCAAAACAUGAGCACGUCAAGUUCAGAAUUAACAGGGUUGCAGGAAGAAAUUUCGAAGCUUAAUGGCAAAUUGGAAGAAUCUCAAUCUUAUCAGCAAAAGCUGGAAGCAUCAAUCAAUCAGUUGGUAAAUGAAAAGGAAGAGUUAGCUAUGCAACUAACAGAUUCCCUGCUGGAAAUGGAGGAGGAGAAGGCUAUAUGGUCUGCUAAGGAGAAAGCUAGCAUUAAAGCCAUAGAAGAAAACACUAAGUUGUCUAAUGCAGAGAUUACAUCAUUAUCCACAGAACUGUCUGAGGUGAAGAAUGAACUCGAAUUCUCUAAGGAUCAAUUCAAGGUCCUUAUAGAGCAAUUAAAACUUUAUGAGGAAGAGACAGAACUGGAGAGAGAGCACAGUAGGCACAAGACUAUAGAGAUUGAACAAUUGAAACAUGCCCUCGAAUUGGCUGAUGUGGAGAAUAAACAUUCCCAAAUCAAGAUGAAGUCAGAACUUGAGACCAUAAAUUUGGAGUAUAAUGAUGCUUGCCAGAGAGUAAAUCAGCUACAGACGGAGCUGAAGAUCCUUAAGAAAGAAAAGGAAGAUCUUUUUAUCAAACAUACAGAGUUAGAAAGUGGAACAGAUCUGGCAAGUAAUCUGCAGAAUUUUAAGAGCCAACUUCAUAACAUAACAACUGAACGGGAUAGGUUAAAGACUCAAUUAGAGGAGCAGCAAAGGCACAUGGUUGAACUUGAAUCCCUGAAAAUAAGUCAAAAUGACAAGAUAUCUGAGACCGAAGUUCAAGCAGAUAUACUGUCUGACAGGAUUUCCACUAUGGAAAUAAAGCUGCACACUCAAGAAGUCAACAAUGGCAAGGAAAAAGCAAAGUUGAGGAUGAGACUACGGUGGACGCAGGCAAAGUUGGACGCCAUGAGAUACCGAUGCACUGAAGCGCUAAAUGAACAAGACCUGAUGAAUAGAAAGUAUGAGGAGGCUUCAGGAAAGCUCAAGGAUCGUCUAGCAUCAUAUGGCAUUGAGGUCCUCAACCUCAAGAAACAGCUUGCUGCUGCCAAGGGACAUGUUCAGCCAUGAUGUCCGCACAGGUCGAUGUUGCAUCGCUGUAUACAUACUUGUAUUUUGCAGGCGACCGUCGAGAGUCUUCGAUAAGAGUCAGGAAAGUUUUGUUGCCCAAUUGUACAGAGAAAUUCUUCUUGCCUGUACGUGUAAAUACUAGCUGUACAUUUCUAACUUCUGAGAUAAUUUGUCUGGAAUGGUGGAAUGGUAACGCCCCUUAAUUGAUA
Messenger RNA from Syzygium oleosum, 4155 nucleotides. RefSeq names its product kinesin-like protein KIN-7O. NCBI's taxonomy places the organism in Eukaryota, Viridiplantae, Streptophyta, Magnoliopsida, Myrtales, Myrtaceae. The record is from RefSeq and is a predicted model, not a curated record. Gene Ontology annotation, biological process: microtubule-based movement. Gene Ontology annotation, molecular function: ATP binding; microtubule motor activity; microtubule binding. Bases 125 to 3946 code for a protein of 1273 amino acids. The transcript is spliced from 32 exons.